AUGGAGCGAGGAGAACUUGGCGAAGAAGCUAGGAAUUCGAAAUGUUCUUGCAGAAAGUUCAACUUUGAUGCACCGCUUUUGUCGACAAGGCGUACCGGCGGCUAUGCGGGUGAAGAACUGUCCUGCAGAAGUUCACAAGGUUUUGCAAGUGAUAGGGUUCCAUUUUCUUGGGAGCAAGCUCCAGGCAAGCCCAGAAACUUGGAGAGAGAUGACAUCCAUGAUGAGAAUGAGAAUACUCCUCGUCUGAGGCUCCCACCAUGUCUUUGGCAGCAUCAAUCAGCAGAAGCAACAAACGAUGAUUAUCCUCACAAUGAUGUUGAUGAUCAUGCAGUACUUGCUGAUUUUGAUGAUAGUUGUGAUGGCAAUAAUGGUGGCGAUGAUGCUGCUUUCUCAGAUGCUAUGGACGUGCUCUCCUUGUCAGAGGCAAUAGACAUUGUGACAAAAGCCGAGAAAGAUCAUGAAUUGGAUGGUUUAAAGCUAAAGUUUGCAGAGUCGAGCGGUAAGGAGUCUCCAAAUUACAUGAUCAAGCGCUUUCUUCGUGAUGCCACGACAUUGGCUACAUCAUCUGCUUUAACCAUCUCCAAGAGUUUCAACAAGAGGCUUCCUAAAUCGUCCGAUUACCCUGAAGCUUGUGGGUCUAACGUAGUAAGCCAAUCAUGUGCUUCACCGAAGGGUUGUGGCCUAGAAAGUCUCUUCUCCUGGCGCAUGAAGCAUAAACUUUGUAGCAUAAAGAACCCUACCCGGCAAGAAUCUGUAAAUGUACAACCUCAAUCUAGGGCAAAACAAAAGAAACAUCAUUGUUCAUCAGCUAAUGCUUUAAUUAGUAACGUAGAUAAACGUCGUACUUGA
Messenger RNA from Juglans microcarpa x Juglans regia, 849 nucleotides. RefSeq lists its product as uncharacterized. Lineage: Eukaryota; Viridiplantae; Streptophyta; Magnoliopsida; Fagales; Juglandaceae. The transcript has a single exon. The record is from RefSeq and is a predicted model, not a curated record. The coding region runs from base 1 to 849 and encodes 282 amino acids.